GGGCAUUUGGUAAUUAGAAUACGGUAAAGUACACCCAGGCUGCCCGAUUUCGCCAGGGAAACCACACGCCACAAGGCGGAGAUCCGGUUCUGCCUAUUACCGCCCAGCGGUCUUUAGGUUUUCGUCCCUUCCCUCUCAACUCCCUUCCAUCAACCACCCAUCAACUCCCACAUCCCCCCAUUUCCCCCAUUACCCCCUUUUCUUUCUACGUAAAGCAAAUGGCUAUCAUGCUAGACUGGCUCUUUGUGUAAGGAGCCUGACUAUUCUCUCACUCGACCGAGUGUUUUCUGAGACCAGUCUGAAGGAGCCUAGAAGGAGCACAAGGCUCUGCAGAAAGCCGGGAAACAGAGUGGAACAAGUACAAACUCGAAAGUGAAAAGACACCCAUUUCAGAGAGACAUAAACUCUCGGGAUCAUUGAAGGUCUCGCGGUCGUUCCAUUUCUUUUCUUCAAGAGUAUUGCUGCAGAAGCGUCAUCUUAAGUCGCUUAAGACGCCAGACAAAAGACCAGGGGUUGUCGUCAGUCACGGGAAAGGGAAAGAACCACAAAUAACCUGCAGAGCCAGAAAGCCUGAGAGCCUGACAGCCUGAAGAAGUUGGCACCUAAGGCUACAAGCGAAUGCCUGAGGCUUCACACUUUUUUUUAAGACGCCCAGCAGAAAACCGUGGUUCAACGGCAUAUUUAAACCAGCUGAUCCACCUGGUCUUCGCUCCUCCCCGCAAAAUCCUUCGGCCGAAAGAUUUUCCGCCAUCCGAGUUUUCACCAGAAUUAGCAGGCGGUGACGCAGCUCGAUACUAUUGGAUGCACGUGACGCUAGGAGUGUAGCAACAUUCGUCUGAAGAGUUGACAUUGAACGCGUGGAAGCCACCACCAUGGAGCAGUCAUCGGCACAAAAUCAGAUGCCGGGUCUGCCCCAUGCGGGAGCUCCACAGGGGGUUCCAUCGGCUGACUAUUGGGCUUCCCUCGAUGCCCUGUACCCGGAUCCUCAGCUCCAAUCUCAAUCAGCGCCGCCGUCACAGCAGCAGAAUCCGUCUGUAGAGCAGCAGCAGGCGCCAAUGGGGAUCACAUGGGACCACCCGGUAUUUCAACAGCAACAGCAACGAGGACAACAACAGCAGAAUUCUCUCACGCCUCAGUCCGACCCCAGUCACGGCAUAUACUCGUCCAUUCCCCCUCCCUCGUGGCAAUCAAACCCGUUGCAGACGCCAGCUCGAUAUGGAAGCUCCCCCCAAUAUCAAUCCCAUCAACAACCUCCCCAGUAUCAAGGACAAAUGACAUUCGCCUCUGGGAUCAAUCCAUCCGACAGCUCGACAUUUCCCUCAUUCUCCUUCCAGCCCGGCUACUUCCAUUCGCAACAACUUCCUCUCCAGGACGCCUUCCCCUCUCGUACCCCUCGUCCCCAACACCAGCAGCAACCACGGCAGCCGCAGCUUCAGCCGCUGCCACAGCAUCAGCAGCAACAGCAGCAACCGGGAUAUUCCGCCGGUGCACCACAUUCCUCCAUGCAAUACUCAAUGCCCUCGGGUUUCUCUCAGGACCUCUUGUCCAACACCAUCGACCUCACUAACGACGACUAUACAAAUACUGACGCCGGAGUCUCCCAUCAAACAAUUGACCCGUCGUUCCUCAACGAGAUGGCCCGGUCGUCAAAUGUAGCGCAUACUCUCCCCAACAACUUUUCCUUCGGAGGCUCGGUGGACUAUGAGAGACCCGAUGGGCUCUUCAAUUAUUUCCAGAAUGAUCUUUCGGUCCAGCCACAACUAAGUACACUUCACAAUACUGGCGUAACCCAAAUGGGCGAACUCGCUCCCAGAACUGCCGGAGUCCCUCAUCAACCACUUGCCCCAGCCCCGAAGAAGGUUCAGGCUAGGAAGGCUACGCAAGCCAAAAAGACCGGUGUAAAGGGACAGAAGAAGCACCGGGAAGAAUCGGACAGUGGAAGUUCUGACGAAUCGGAUUUGGAGGUUGAACCUGAACCAUCUCCCCUCCCUGCGGUUCGCUCAAAUGAGCCACUUGAAGCUGCUCACUACGACACAAUACAAGCGGUCUGGUCUCCACGUAAUUUGCGUGUCUCUGCUGAGAAAGUCAAGGCCUCCUUGGUUGCCUUCAAGGAUGUCGUUAAAGGGCUUCGCGAUGGCUGGAAAGACCAAGUUCAAGCCAUGAAAUCCGCAGAGAAUCAAGGAGACAAUGACAAGGCCACCAAAAUUAAGCACGCCGUGGCCCUCCAGCGUCGCAUCAUGGAGAAGAUUAUCUCCACUACUUUAGAAACAGGUCAUCCUGUUAUUGUUGAGAAGAUUGGUGAGCACCCGGUGACGUUAUCGGUGUUCUAUUCAUUCCUGGCCGAUCGUUUCCAGGCUGCUGAUUUGGAGGGCUCGUUGACAUUAAACUUGCUGAAGCUUCUUGCGCGUUUCGUGACCGUAGAUGAGGAAUUGUUGCAGAAAACUAACAUGGCCAAGCUACUUCCACGAUUUGUCAAGAAGGGAACACCUGCCAUUAAGGAACUCGCGCAGACUGUUCUAGACAAUGCUGCCGCAUCUUCCAAAAGGAAGCAGAUUAAUUCAAAGCCAAUCAAGGAAGAAUCCCAUGCGAAACGAGACUCGCCAUCUGUGGAGAUUGUUGGCGUCAAACGCCCCCGGGAUAGUGAGAGUAAUAGUCAGCCCGCUAUGAAGCGGAUGAUUGUUACGUCCAAUCCUAAAGAGACCGCAAAACCUACCUCGGUUCCAAAUGGCCCCGUCAAACGCGCCGUGGAGGGCUCUCUCAACUUGAAAUCAACGACUAAUCCGAUUACCCCUCGUCCAAAGGCACCAAUCGCUCCACCCAAGCCAACUGUCAUCUUUGGUGCACUGAGUUCGGCCUCCAAGAGACUUGGCACCACCAACGCGGAGAGAAAAGCGGCUCAAGCGGCUGCGAAGUCCACGCCUCCACCUGAAACCAAAGACAAGCCGGCUGCACCUGCUCCCAAGCCCGCAUUCUCAUUUGGUGACCUCAUGGCGGACCUUAACAAACCAAAGCAGGCGGUUGUUCCAAAGCCCACAGAAGAGCAGCCCCCGGAGACCGAAGAGGAGCGCCAGAAGCGCUUGCGCAAGGAAGCCCGGCGCAAACUACGGGUCAAAUGGAAACCGGAGGAAUCUCUGACCGAAAUUCGGUUGUUUACACAUGAUCCAGAUGAAGAGCUUGGCCCUGGAGAUGGGUCUAUGCGAGGCAUGGGCGAUGUAAAGGGAGAGGGUAGCGUUCUCAAACUCCAUAAGGAAAUGGAAGAAUUAGAGGAAGAUGACCUGGGUGGCAUUCGGGAGACUAUCCUGAAUCCUUACACUUGCCUAUCUCAGAUUCUCAUCGAGUCUGCAGAUAUGAAAAGUGCCAACUUCAUCAAGCGUGGUGGGGAUGAGCUGCCUGUCAGCACGGAGAAGACCGCACAAGAUCAGCGCGAGGCGACCACUCUCAUGGUGUUUCACGCCUCUCCUGCUGAUGUCCCAUCCACCCCGAAGGAACCUCCUACUGCUGACCCCAAUGAAAGCGUGGCUGAAGUCAUUCCAUUUGGCGAGAUCCCCGACAAUAUCAAGGCCCGACAGGAACGCUACUUUGAUUAUGUCAAUCCCAAGCCAGUAGUAGCUGCCGCUCCGGACCCUGCGCCAGUGCAACCCGUCCCGGCAAGCAAUCCUGGAUUCGAUUUACCAAAUCUACUCAAACUCAUCAAGGCUGGAACGCCACAGCAACAGUCUACGCCCCCUCCACAACCCCAGCCAGCCCCUCAGCAGGCGCCUAUGACCGACCUGGAGCGGACUAUCAACAUGUUCCGUCAACAGCAGCAGCAACAGGUCCAGCCUUCAAUUCCCCCGGUCCCACAGAUUCCCCAGAUCCCUGCGACACAGCCACAGGCCUUGCCAGGCGGUGUCGAUUUCCAACAGCUCAUGAGUGUCAUGCAGCAAUUCCAGCAAGGAACUGGCUUUCCUCAGCCUCAAAUGCCGCAAUCGCAGCCGCAGAUGCAACCUAAUCUCGGUGCCAUAUUCUCGCAGUUCGCGGGACUGAACCAGCAAGCCGGUCCGUCUACUCAGGGUUACGAGGACCCCGAGCGUAAGCGAAUGCGUGAUAGUGGUCAAUACGAUGACCCGAACGAUAGCCAAUGGAAUCGCGGAAAGCGGACCAAGGCGAAUGAUCCAAAGCCUUACAAGGUUGGACUGGUUGCUUGUCGUUUCUGGAAAGAGGGCAAGUGCAGAAAAGGCGACAACUGCACGUUCCGACACGACUCUUAGAUUCCUCCGGAUGAUAUUGAUCAGAUGGAUAAUUAUCUGGUCGCUUCCGACAAAGUUCCCUCCCCUCUACCUACGCCGCGUCUUCCACCCCCCCCCCCAUGAACCCUUCCCCUGCACAUUGUAUUUCUUACUCUACAUCAUAUCACGAUCAUGCAUAACACCUCCGCUAGAGAACCACUUGCAGCCAGACAGUACCAGGCGUUGAUCGAGUCAGUCUUGACGUGUCGGGGGAAUGAGUCUGGCAGAGUCAGGUUUCUUCGGGGUUGUUUCGGUUACAUUCGCAACGUUUUGCAUGGCCACUCCCUUUCCCCAUCGUCCAUAGACAUGGGACGGGGUGGCACCGGGCGUUUUCAUCUUGAUCUUCCUCGUUUCUCAUCUCUUCAGUUCUCGUGAUUCAUGCUACACACAGCUUUCUCAUAUUCUUUGCCUACCGUGGGUUGCGGAGGCUUCAUUUUUAGCAGGGCGGUUCGCAGAUAGGGAGGUCAUCUUAUGGCGCAUGUUUCAUUUCCUUUCUUUCCUUUUUUUUCUCGUGGGAACAUGGGGAGGGAAGAGGCCACCAUGUACAUUAAGAUAAUUGAUCCCCUACAAUGAAGAACCCAUCCGACGUCUUCCAAAUAGAGAAAAACCUUGUAACUGUCUAGCGUAUCAUAUUCUUAUCAUAAUUUGAACAUUCA
Messenger RNA from Penicillium brasilianum, 4924 nucleotides. NCBI's taxonomy places the organism in Eukaryota, Fungi, Ascomycota, Eurotiomycetes, Eurotiales, Aspergillaceae. The record is from the annotation of a GenBank genome assembly.